This is a messenger RNA of Cladophialophora psammophila CBS 110553, 1176 nucleotides long. RefSeq lists its product as uncharacterized. The record is from RefSeq and is a predicted model, not a curated record. Bases 1 to 1176 code for a protein of 391 amino acids. The transcript is spliced from 2 exons. NCBI's taxonomy places the organism in Eukaryota, Fungi, Ascomycota, Eurotiomycetes, Chaetothyriales, Herpotrichiellaceae.
AUGAGCACCCUCGACUAUCAACUCUCCGAUGACGGGGCAACAGCACUACACAAGAGACUCGUUGAUGCUGUCGCUGACCCCGUCAAGAGUAUUCCUGGAGCCGUGGUCUGCGUGGUCAACAAUUCUGGAAAAUUGAUCUUCUCAGAAGCACAAGGGAAGAUAGGUUCGCAGAGUCCCGAACCUAUGGAGUUGGACACGAUCUUUUGGCUGGCAUCGUGCUCCAAGUUGAUCCUAAGCAUAGCUUGUAUGCAGCUUGUCGAACGUGGUCUGCUCAACCUGGAUGAUCCGGAUCAGGUUGAACUACUGUGUCCCAGGCUGAAGGCGGUCCAGAUUCUCAAGCAAGAUUCCAACGGUGAACUUGGGAGAGGAUUGGCAUUAUGGCGUACGGUCCCGGCGUUCUUGGAUUCGGAUAUCGUCAGAGAGGCUAACGCUGUCCAAUUCAACAAUGAAUGGGUAUCCCUCAUGGUAGAGCUUGCCAGUGGCCAAAGAAUGGAAGACUACUUACGCAACAAUAUCUUUGAACCUUUGGGCCUCGGAAAUGCAACUCUGUUUCCAAACGAAGUCAUGCAGAAGAAGCUGACUAAGAUGAAUCACCGCUCUCCAGCGGACGGAAGUCUCAAAGAGGGCCGUCACUUCAUGCAGUCCAUUCUUGACAUUGCCAAUGAAGACGAUAAAAGUUCAGCAUUUCAAAAUGCUGCUGGAGGGAUAUUUGCUCGACCCGUUGAAUAUUGCGGUAUAAUCAACCUCCUGCUACAGUCUUUUCCGACUAAUGUGAUUUCGAUGACAGAAAUCAUUGCCACGCUGCUCAACGGUGGGCUCUCUCCUACAACAAAUGCGCGUAUCCUUCGGAGCUCCACGGUAGACAUAAUGUUCCUGAACCAGAUACCUCAAUUCCCCGAUUUUGCGCGCAAGGGCAUUCCUUCUGCGCUCCGGGAGGACACAAACCCCAUUCCAGAACUAUAUCCCAGCCAACCUCAUCACCAGCCCCAAGGCUGGGGCCUCAGCUUCAUGCUGACCUUGGAACCAACGCCUCAAGGACGCGGCCCCUUCUCAGCUAGUUGGGCGGGAAUGGCAAAUUGCUAUUGGUGGGCAGACAGACAUAAAGGCGUGGGAGGCUUUGUAGGGACCCAAAUUGUCCCCUUUGCCGGUGAGUCCUGUUCACCUUACACUGCUUAG